AGGCUCGUGUGGGGAAACCGAGGGAAAGGAAAGAAAAAGAUGGAAGCAGUAACAUUAUCCCCUUCCCUUACCACAUCAGCGGCGGCGAAGCAAAGCAGCGCCACCUGCUUAUCCUACGCCUCUCGCAACAACCUUAGGGCGAGCCACUUAGCAGCAUUCCACAACCAAAUCAAUAUUUUCACAAAAUCCCCUUUCGCUUACACCAAAUUCCGUGCUAGUAAAUCCACUCAUAGAAUCUUCCUUCCUCACUUGGUCGCUUCAUUGGAACAAGUUGAACAAAGUUACAUCAUGGUUAAACCUGAUGGCGUGCAACGUGGCCUUGUUGGAGAAGUUAUUUCGAGGUUUGAAAGGAAAGGGUUUAAAUUGACCGGCUUGAAGCUCUUUCAAUGCCCCAAAGAAUUGGCUGAGGAACAUUACAAGGAUCUCAAGGCCAAGUCAUUCUACCCUACACUGAUUGACUACAUUACUUCAGGACCAGUUGUGUGUAUGGUAUGGGAGGGUGUCGGUGUUGUCGCUUCCGCACGCAAGUUGAUUGGAUCUACCAAUCCUCUCCAGGCUGAGCCUGGCACCAUAAGAGGAGAUCUUGCAGUUCAAACAGGAAGGAAUGUCAUCCAUGGUAGUGACAGCCCUGAGAAUGGCAAGCGUGAAACCGCUCUUUGGUUCAAAGAAGGCGAGUUAUGUGAGUGGACACCUGCUCAAGCACCAUGGUUAAUGGAGUGAUCUUUAAGCAUACUGUUGACGGAGGCAAAGCACUCAGUAAGUUACCGUCUGAUAUCAUAUUUUCAAUGCCAAAGUAUCCAUUUAAGAUGUAAUUGCAAUACUAGAGCUGCAAUUUGUGUACGAAUAACAAAACAAUUUCAUGUCGGACUCAAAAGAUGUGAAUUUCGUUGUUAAAAGAUUGAA
Molecule: messenger RNA, 903 nt
Organism: Hibiscus syriacus
Lineage: Eukaryota; Viridiplantae; Streptophyta; Magnoliopsida; Malvales; Malvaceae
Product: nucleoside diphosphate kinase 2, chloroplastic-like
Exons: 7
Coding region: 40-720 (226 amino acids)
Biological process (GO): CTP biosynthetic process; UTP biosynthetic process; GTP biosynthetic process
Molecular function (GO): nucleoside diphosphate kinase activity
Source: RefSeq, a predicted model, not a curated record